AUGGAGGCAGAUGUUCUCACUUGUUUUCCUUCUGAUAUAGAUUCUGCAACAGUCAACAACACUGUUAACGUUUUCCAGCUUUGGAGGAAGUUUGACCUCAAACACCAGCAACACCAGCAACACCAGCAACACCAGCAACACCAGCCCCAUCCGCGGGAGAGAGCUGCGAACAUGAGACUCUCUGAGCUCCUUUCUAUCACAGUCUGCAUAGUUCUGCUCCUGGGCAUCGCUCCCGCAGCCAGGCAGCCGCAGGACGUCCGGUGUGGAGCUUGCAGGGCACUGGUGGAUGAGAUGGAGUGGGCGAUUUCACAAGUAGAUCCCAAAAAGACGGUCCAGACCGGGUCGUUCAGGAUCAACCCCGACGGGAGUCAGUCCAUCAGAGAGGUUCCUCUGGCUCGCUCCGAGGGGAACCUGCUGGACCUGCUGGAGGUGGUUUGUGAGCGGAUGGAGGAUUAUGGAGAAGUGUCGGAUUCUUCUGAGAGAAAAACUUACAUCAGGAUCAAGUCGAGGAGCGGAGACGGUCUGGACCUGUCUGAGGCCACGCUGGACUCCAGGGUCUCGGCCGGACUCAAGUUUGCAUGUGAGACGAUCGUGGAGCAGCACGAGGACGAAAUGAUCGAGUUUUUCUCCCAUGAAAUGGAAAACGUCAAAGACCAUCUCUGCAGCAGACGCACAGAUCUCUGUGACCGCGCCCUCAACCUUCCCCACGACGAGCUCUGA
Molecule: messenger RNA, 720 nt
Organism: Knipowitschia caucasica
Lineage: Eukaryota; Metazoa; Chordata; Actinopteri; Gobiiformes; Gobiidae
Source: the annotation of a GenBank genome assembly